CUUGACAGGAUCAAUGUGCUUUAUGCACACCACCACCUGUUAACACACAAUGACGGAAAUGGUUAUUCAUCGUUGGGAUCCGGCCAAGGAUGGCGAACUCAGUUUGCAGUCCAUGCUUACAAAACUCAAGGCUGAGGGAUGCGGUUGCGUGGACUACGAGUUCAGUCCCGGCACUAGCUUCCCCGAGCACACCCAUUCACAAGAUAAGAUGGACUGCAUCGUAAGCGGCCAACUUUGGUUCAAAAUGUUCGGCAAAGAGGUUAUCCUUGGUCCGGGGGAUCGCCUCGAGGUCCCACGCAACACGCCACAUUCUGCUCGUGUUCAUGGGGAUCAGAAAGUUGUUUUUGUUGACGCUACUCGCCGUUAGGUACCGAGUGCAUUUUUUCUCCGUGCUAUCUUGUCUCUGAUUCGUUGAAGUUCUUAUUCGUUAAUCGCAUCGUUGUCCCGGUAAUAUACUUGAAUAAAUGGUGUUUCUGAAU
This is a messenger RNA of Opisthorchis viverrini, 479 nucleotides long. RefSeq lists its product as hypothetical. The coding region runs from base 50 to 367 and encodes 105 amino acids. The transcript has 3 exons. NCBI's taxonomy places the organism in Eukaryota, Metazoa, Platyhelminthes, Trematoda, Opisthorchiida, Opisthorchiidae. The record is from RefSeq and is a predicted model, not a curated record.